This is a messenger RNA of Amoebophrya sp. A120, 2714 nucleotides long. The record is from the annotation of a GenBank genome assembly. Lineage: Eukaryota; Dinophyceae; Syndiniales; Amoebophryaceae.
CGCAGAAAUAAACAUCAGCCACCCUCCUGUUUCGUACACAGAAUUUACUGCUUCAAUAGCCACCGCAAUUGAUAUAUACACCGCUUAAGUAUUAAAAGACCUACUUGUUCCGUUACCCGAGUGUCUACUUUCUCAAACUACUAAGCUGCACAAGCUAAUUUUGAGCUCGAGCUUUGAACUGGGUUGAUAAUAACUUACGGUGCUAACAAUAAUAAAUAAACCUCUGACUUGUCAUUUUUUUUCCUUUAGUGUGAAAAAAAAGGCUGAUCAUCUCGAACAUCAAAACAAGAAAGGACCACGACCUCACCGCGGUGGUACGAUGAAAUUGAAAUAUUUCCUUCAACUGGGAGCAGCACUUCCUUCCGAGCAACACCUCCUUGCCGACGCCGCCGCUUGCAGCGCGACGUGCGCCAACGAAUUCCGCACGGGGUGUUUCAAGCAUCAAUGCACGAUCAUGGGGAAAACCACGGCCGCUGCGAUCAACGCCUGCCGGCACGAGCUGGACAACCAGAUCGGCCCGAUCGCCAACCGUUGCCCGGGGGAAGUCGGUUGCACGGUAUGCAUUGCAAAAGAAACAAUCGUACUAGUAUAAAUUGCAUUACAAAUUGACUCAGCAUUACAAAUUAAGUUUGUCAUGCGGAUUUGCCUUAAGAAAAAGAUUUGUAAUGCAUAAACGCAAUUAGUACGAGCACGAUACUUGUUUUGCACUGCAUACUCGUUGACAACAAGCGAUUUGGAUUGUUCCACCCAAGUCGGCCCCUCUGCAGCCGCGCAGGCGGCGCACGUAUCAAAUGUAAAAAUGUCUGGGUCUGGAAGAAUGCAAGUUUGUCAUGCUUGUCUGGCAUGAUUCGAGAAUCUGGGUUGCAUAGGCACCAAAAGGCCCUAUUACCUUUCAUGCGAAAACGCAGUUUGCCAUGCGGAAUACGUAAGACAUGGCAGCCAAAAAAUUUGUCAUGCAUAGCUGCGUACUGCAGUGCGUCUAUCAUUCACUUUUAGCAUUACAAGUUUCCAGACGCAGACAUUUUUGCACUUGAUAGCACGCGGCGCGUUGCAAGACCGCGACGCCGACGACACCGGAUGCGUACUCCGCAUCGUCGUUUGGCGCCACGAUCCGCAUCGUCGGCGACAGCUGCUUGUCCGGCGACGGCGUGCAAGCGGGACUCGCAGAGACGCUGCAGACGACCGUGACCAAUUGCGCGAAGGGCGGCGCGAAAUUGUCCGAAAUCUACUCGUAUCCUGUGCAAAAGUAUCGUACUCGUAGUAAUUGCGAUCAUGCAUGACAAACAUCCCUUUUUAGGUAAAUCAGCAUUACAAAUUCCAUUUUUCUUUUUGAAAAAAUUUGUGAUGCAAUUUAUACUAGUACGAUACUUUUGCAAUGCAUAACUCUUUGCAGACCGCGUGCUCGUCCGAUAGCAACUGUCCGAAGUGGUCCAUUGUGGGUGGCGGACGCAACGGGGUCGGAACCUCCGCCGACUUCGGCGCGACGCCCGCCCCGACGACCACGCUGGAAGCGAUGCGGAUCUUAGUGAACCGGGAAACGGCGGCCGGACGGAAGGUGGUGCUUUUUCUGUAUCCGCCAGACCAGGCGACCGUCGACCCGGCGUCGGCCAUCAACACGUUCCAGAACGAAUUCAAGGAGGACCUCGUGAACAACAGCAUAUGCAAUACAAGUUUCCCGUACAUGUACAAGAUGCAUCACAAAUUUCACCAAUUUAAAGGGUAAAACUUGUCAUGCUAGACUAGGAUGGAGUCCAAUUUUUGUCAUGCAGAGACCGCAUGUGUACGUGCUGUACGGGAAAUUUACAUUGCAUACAGCACGGUCUUCGUCUACGACCCGCGGUUGGAUACGCGGUUCGAUUUCCUGGACCCCAAUUCCCGCCAGUACCGCGCGACCGACAACUCGCAUCCGAGCGAGCUCGCCCGGACCGAGAUGGGAAAAGCGCUCGGGGCGCUGAUUCAGCAGUGGACUUCUGCCGCAGGGAGUAGUAGUUCAAGUUCUUCUUCGGGAACGGGUACUGCAACUGGCACGGGUACUACGGGCAGUACGGCCGGGACUGGGACGACCGGGACGACCGGCGCUACAACUACCGGCUCCGGUACCACUGGAACUGGUACAACUUCUGGCAACAACCCUGGACAACAACAAGAAAACGGCGCCAUUACAGUUUCGAACGCUGAAAAAGCGUCGGGCGGGCGGGGUCCGUUUUGGUCCAAGAUUUUGUUUCUUGCAGGUGGAAGCUGGUGGCAUGCGCGCAGGGCGAAUCAGGGGAAUCUACGGGGUGGAGCAGGGAGAGGUGGACGUCGUGGCCGGAACGAUUAAACGCACUACGUCGACGUGAACUAAGCGAUCAUUAUUUUGGUUUCUUGAGCAUGAACUUUCGAAUAGAUGAUCGACGGCCUGAUGUUGCGACAAGAGGCGCACUUUCAUCAGUUACAGCAGUAAAGGAGGUGCAAAUUCAUGAUGAGUCACGCCUAGUAUCAGAAUGGAUUAUAACUUCUACAUACAAAAACAACACACAGCGCACGGCAAUCUGCCAUCCCUAUCUCGUGAUCUGACUGCAUGGAAUUGAAUUCGAACAUCACUUAAACCACAAUGUUGUUUCCACCAUCCACCUGCAUGGUAUCGAAAUCUCCACUAUCACACUGACAGCUUGGUGACGUUGUCGAAAAUAAGUAUGCCGCGACUGCAGUAGACGCGGAUAUUCAUAUUAAUC